UGCUUCGCUGAGCCCAUCAUAUAACCACGAUUCUCAUCUGCGAUUGCUAGGUCACAAACGUUUUCCGCCUCCUCCGUUACCCAUCCGAUUGCGGGCGUUGGACUCCCCCGUCGAAGUGCCGGAUCGAGAAUUGGAGUCUUUUGUGUUUGAAUUUGGAAAUUUGAGAUUUGUGAGUUCGCAGAUUGUUUGAUUAGUGGGUUUUCGCCGAAAGAUUGGGUUUUCGGGGUUCUUUUUUUGGGGAAAACUCGGAUCUUUUGCUUGUUUUAUGCCUUCUGCCAUGGCGACGCCGUCUUCCUACUGGUGCUACUGCUGUAGGCGGUUCGUUUACGUGUGGCCGCAGGACGCCAUCGUCUGCCCCGACUGCGACGGCGGCUUCCUCGAGGAGGUCGACUCGCCGCCUCGACGAUUUCACUCUCCUGCAGAGAGCCGCCGCCGCCGCCGCCUUGUCCUCUCGUCGCCUGGCUCUCCCCCGGACGGCAGUGAUGGAUCCGCCGCUGGCGGGUUCGCUCGUCAGUCUUCGGGCCUCAGACACCGCCGCCAUCGCCGCACGUCGGUCCGCGACCGUUCUCCCUUCAACCCCGUCAUCGCCCUCCGCAGCCCAUCCCGCAGCGGCGCCCGCAACUCCAGCACUAGUUUCGAGCUCUACUACGAAGACGGCACCGGAUCUGGCCUCCGACCGUUGCCGGAAAGCAUCUCGGAUUUCCUGAUGGGCUCUGGCUUCGACCGCCUUCUCGACCAGCUUGCACAGAUCGAUAUCAACGGCGUCGGUAGCGGGAGGGGGUGUGACAACCCUCCGGCGUCGAAGGUCGCCAUCGAGUCGAUGCCCACGGUUGAGAUCGUCGACGAGCACAUCGGAAAAGAGUGUCAUUGCGCCAUCUGCAUGGAUUCCUUCGAGCUCGGGGAGGAGGCCCGGGAGAUGCCUUGCAAACACAUCUACCAUAAAGAUUGCAUCUUUCCAUGGCUAUCGCUACGGAACUCAUGCCCUGUUUGCCGCCAUGAGAUGCCGACAGAUGUCCGGGGACACGAUACGGCAAUGGCGGAAGAGGAUGAGACGACCGCUGCAGCCGGAAGCGGAGAGGAGACUUUGGGACUCACGAUAUGGAGGCUCCCAGGUGGGGGCUUCGCGGUGGGAAGGUUCUCAGGGGGAAGGAGAGCAGGGGAAGUGCAGCUUCCCUCAGUUUACACUGAGAUGGAUGGGGGAUUCGACAACAGUGGAGCCCCGAGAAGAGUAUCAUGGCCUGGAACGCCGACCAGGUCGAGGGAGAACGGUGGAAUUCAUCGAGCAGUUCGCAGUUUCUUCUCGUUCUUUGGGUUUUCACGAUCAUCUUCCUCUUCACGGCCGAGCUUAGAACCUCAAUCUUCAUUCCCUCACAGCCAAGGAAGGAGCUCAAUUUUCAGGAGGCGCUCGAGAAGUAGAAACUCCAAUUCGGAAGCAAAUGCCAACGUGAUUGCAUGAUGCAGAAGUCGGGAGUUUAAUUUUUCAGAUUCGUUUUGAUUGUAUAAAUAUGUUCUUCAAUUUGUUCGAAAGAAUCGUGUAUAACUUCUGCGAUGGAAGAUCGAACACUUUGCAAGGCUCAAAUUCUUUUGUU
Messenger RNA from Zingiber officinale, 1589 nucleotides. Its product is annotated as probable E3 ubiquitin-protein ligase RHC2A. Gene Ontology annotation, cellular component: cytoplasm. Bases 266 to 1456 code for a protein of 396 amino acids. The transcript has a single exon. Gene Ontology annotation, molecular function: ubiquitin protein ligase activity. The record is from RefSeq and is a predicted model, not a curated record. Gene Ontology annotation, biological process: protein ubiquitination. Lineage: Eukaryota; Viridiplantae; Streptophyta; Magnoliopsida; Zingiberales; Zingiberaceae.